CACUGAUAGGUGGCACUGAUUGGCAGCACUGAUAGGUGGCACUGAUAGGUGGCACUGACUGGCACUGAUGGAUGACACUGAAAGGCAGCUCAGAUGGGCACUGAUAUGUGGCAUUGAUGUGGCACUGGCACGUGGCACUGUUUAGCACUGACAGCUGGCACUGAUGGACACUGACUGGUGGCACUUCUGGGGCCACACUGAUCAUCAGGGCACACUGAUCAUCAGUGCCCUGAUGAUCACUGUCAGUGUGACAGCUCGAGAGGAAAGAAAUGCCGAUAAUCGUCAUUUCCCUGUUUACAUGUGAUCAGCUGUGAUUGG
This is a messenger RNA of Staurois parvus, 318 nucleotides long. Lineage: Eukaryota; Metazoa; Chordata; Amphibia; Anura; Ranidae. The record is from the annotation of a GenBank genome assembly.